Messenger RNA from Sceloporus undulatus (fence lizard), 2533 nucleotides. RefSeq names its product adenylate kinase 1 (gene AK1). The coding region runs from base 175 to 762 and encodes 195 amino acids. Gene Ontology annotation, cellular component: cytosol; cytoplasm. Lineage: Eukaryota; Metazoa; Chordata; Lepidosauria; Squamata; Phrynosomatidae. The transcript has 7 exons. The record is from RefSeq and is a predicted model, not a curated record. Gene Ontology annotation, biological process: ATP metabolic process; nucleoside triphosphate biosynthetic process. Gene Ontology annotation, molecular function: ATP binding; AMP kinase activity; nucleoside diphosphate kinase activity.
CUCUUUCUCUCCCUCUGACAGCAGUAUAAAGAGUGGUAAAAAUAGCCAGGCAAAGCCAUGCAGGGCAGCCUGUUGGCGAGCAAAAAGGACUCCCUUCCCUCCAUCCCUUUUUGCCCUCCUCCAUUCCGGCACGACUGAGAGGUUGAAGAGUUGGUCAUCCCAGAACUUCCCAGCAUGGCAGCAGAGAAAUUGAAAAACCACAAGAUCAUCUUCGUAGUCGGAGGGCCUGGCUCAGGAAAGGGGACCCAGUGCGAGAGGAUCGUGGCGAAAUACGGCUACACCCAUCUGUCCACGGGAGACCUCUUGCGAGCGGAGGUCAGCUCUGGUUCGGAGAGGGGGAAGAAGCUGUCGGCCAUCAUGGAGAAAGGAGAGCUUGUCCCUCUGGACACUGUUCUCGACAUGCUGAGAGAUGCCAUGGUAGCCAAAGCAGAUGUUUCCAAAGGAUACCUGAUCGAUGGCUACCCCCGGGAGGUGAAACAAGGGGAAGAGUUCGAGAAGAAGAUUGCAGCUCCCACGUUGCUGCUGUAUGUGGAUGCUGGGAAAGACACCAUGGUGAAGCGUCUGCUCAAGCGGGGAGAAACUAGCGGCCGGGUGGAUGACAACGAAGAGACCAUCAAGAAGCGCCUGGAGACGUACUACAAGGCCACCGAGCCUGUCAUCGCUUUCUACGAGAAAAGGGGAAUCGUCCGUAAGCUCAAUGCGGAAGGCACGGUGGACGACGUCUUCCAGCAAGUCUGCACCCAUCUGGACAGUCUGAAGUGAUGCGCCGAGGGCUGGGCGAAGGUCUCCAUCCUUCCCACCACCUUCCUCCAAUGCCCCCUCAGUCUCGAUCCCCCUUGGCCAUGCGGAGACCCUACUCAACUCCCUCUUGCACCCUUCGCACCCAUCUCCCCAGAUUUCUCUAUCCUGUAUCCAUCCCCAUCCCCACCCUCCCAUCCGCUCCGUCGCUGUCUCCAAUUUUCAUCUCAGGGGGCUAAUGAUAGCGGAAGUGGCUUUGUCCUGUUUUCGUGGUGGGAGCCCCGUGGAGGAAGCUUUGAGGACGUGAUCUUGGGUUUCCGAAAAGAAAACCAACUCUCCAAAGUAAAGUUCAAUUUUAUGAGUUGAAAUGAUUUUACUUAUAUUUCUUUGGUUCUUCAACCUCCUUUGUCUGUUUCCCUGCUCUCCCUCUUCCCUGGUCAUCCUUCUUCUCUUGCGACAGGAAAAAAACAUACCAAAAAUCCCCUUUUAAUGUUCUUUAUCCCAGAGGUUGAUUAAGGGCAGGAAAUGGCCUGUUUAUCCCACUCAUUCCUAAGGCAGAAAGAGAAAAAACCCUGUUUUGUCUUAACGGGAAAAACAUGUCGAAAAGGAAAAGGAAGGGGUCGAAAUCUUUAACCCGGCCACUCCUGACCUGCAAUCUCCCCCGUCCCAUGAUCUGUAGGACUACAAUGCCCUUCGUCCUUGACAAGUGAUGGGAAUUAUAGUCCAACACAAUCUGAGAAACUCAUUCCCUGGAUCAGGAGCCUGCAGAUGGGAUUGGACUAUCAUUCCCAUUAUCCUUGACCCCCGCUCAUGUGGAUAGGGACUGAUGGGCAUUGUAGUCCGCAUGUUUUCCAUUGGAUCAUACUCCUUAAAAUAAGAAGGAGCGGGUUAACCAUCUACAGGGCAGGAGACUCAUUGAUGAUAGUUUGUGGAUAUAUUCUCUUAUGGCAUCUUUUCUGGAGACAGGUUUCAACAGGAAAGCCUUGCCCUAGCUGCAAUUCUAUCAUUAUCAUUAUUAUUACAGUAAUAUUAAUAUUAUUAUUACAUAGGAGGUGUUUGGAUGAUCUUCUGGGACUCCCAUCCCAUCCUAACAACUCCAAAGUGUUUUUGCAGCAUCCUCCCUGGAAGAAGCUACUGACCACAAACUGCAGCUUCUUAUGUGCCUUCUUUUUUUCUUUUUAAUCUCAUAGUUCAAAAUAAUUCAAUUUGGGGAGGACUACACCUCCCAGAAUCCACCACUGAUUCUGGGAUUUGCGGUCCAGGUGGAAAAGCUAACAAUGACAACCUCUGCUAUUUAUUUUGAAUCACUUUAUGUUCAGUCUUUCAACGGAUAUAUUUGGAUGGAAGGCUCAUCUCAGCGAAUAUCCCCUGCUGUCCCUUGAAAUUGCUUGAAUUUUCGGGAGAGAAAUGAAAGAAGAAAUGGGGUGGGGAAUAUAAUCUGAAGCCGAUGGUAUCGUAUCCCAAUUUGGGUGUAAUUCUGCAACUUGCAAACACUGUGCCUCAUUUUCUUUUCUGUCUCCUCGAUCGCUGGAUCGCUCUGAACCUCACCGAUCAUGCAUUUUGCACAUCCCCUUACGCAUACGAAAGACAGUUCAUUUUGUUUGUGCUCUCUCUCUUCUUUUCUCUUUUUGUACAACAAUUUCUAAUAUUUAUAAGAAGAAGGGGGGAUGAGAAAGUCUCAAGAGCAUCCUUCCCCCUCUCAGUCCCACCCAGAGUCUUAAGGGCCUUACGUCGGGCCAAGUGUCUGAAUGUAUUUAUCAUAUCAUUAUUAAAGAGCGUAAAGCAAAACAAAAAA